Molecule: messenger RNA, 4902 nt
Organism: Conger conger (European conger)
Lineage: Eukaryota; Metazoa; Chordata; Actinopteri; Anguilliformes; Congridae
Gene: adgra1a
Product: adhesion G protein-coupled receptor A1a
Exons: 7
Coding region: 563-2263 (566 amino acids)
Biological process (GO): G protein-coupled receptor signaling pathway; cell surface receptor signaling pathway
Cellular component (GO): postsynaptic density; plasma membrane; glutamatergic synapse
Molecular function (GO): G protein-coupled receptor activity
Source: RefSeq, a predicted model, not a curated record
UCAAACCCAUUCCCAUGGUUACUGAUGCACUGUGGUAGCUUCCAGUCUGAGGCGAAAGCAAGGAAACGCUUCACUUGUGUUUUACACGGGUUAAAAAUGCGCGCGGCUUUGGCAAACGGUGUGUUUUGUUCACAUCCCCCCCUUUCUUUCCUAUUUGGAAAACGGUAGCAGUCUCUUCCAAAGACUUGCCUUUGGCCACUUCCCCGAGACCAUCUCUGCACUGCAAUCUGUUGAUAAUUGUACUUGCGACCCGCCGUUUUAUCGUCCUUCGACAUGGGAAAGUCUUUUAUUGCACAGGGAAUUCUGUACAACCUACAGAGGAUGGGAAUCGUAGGCGUAUUUCAACACCAGUUGCAUUUGCCAAAUUAGAUGGGUGCCGCCUCGGGUGCCUCACGCAACUCAUUACCACUGCUCGCGGGCACUUGGUUGACUCAGCUGCAGCCUGUUGGAAUGCUGGCCUGGUAGAUGGGCACGCGGGCCGGAGUGCAGAGUGCGGGCUUAUAACCACAUUGGCUGGACCAUCACCGUUCACCACACACUAAACCACAACUCCCCGUUACUCAUGGACCUGAAGAGGGCACUGUCAUUCCCCCCAUAUCCUGGGGAUUACCUGCACCCUGUGGUGUAUGCCUGCACAGCUGUCCUACUGCUGUGUCUGGUGGUGUCCAUCCUCACCUACAUGGUGCACCACAGCACAAUCCGAAUCAGCAGGAAGGGGUGGCACGUGCUUGUAAACCUCUAUUUCUACACAGCGGUAACAUUUGCUGUUUUCGCCUCUGGCAUCAACCGAAUCAAAUACCCGCGUAUCUGUCAGGCCGUGGGCGUGGCUCUGCAUUACUCCUCUCUGUCCACCCUGCUGUGGCUAUGUGUCACAGCCAGGUGCCUUUACCAGUUGGUAACCAAGGUAACCAAGAGAGCCCCCCAGGCCCAGGAUGGGGAGUCACCACGACAACCAAAGACCACACCCACAGUGAUACGAUUUUAUGUAGUCACCAGUGGAGUGCCCCUCAUUGCUUGUGGAGUGACAGCAGGCAUUAACAUAGAUCACUAUGGCAGCCGAGAGGAAGCCCUAUAUUGCUGGAUGUCGUGGGAGACCAGCCUGGCUGCGUUCUACGGUCCCACAGGGCUCAUCGUCCUGAUUACCUGCGUGUACUUCCUGGUUACGUACGUGUACCUGAAACGCCACCCGGAGGUGCGUUACGAGCUGAGGCCGAUGACGGAGGAGCAGCAGCGGCUAGCCUCGGGCGAGGUGGGCCACUGCCACGGGGGGGAUCCCGGAGACCCCACCGACGGUCACGUCGGCUGUUCGGCCGUCAACCCCUCCAUGCUGGCCAACGAGCACUCGCUCCGGGCCCAGCUGCGGACGGCCGCCUUCACCCUCCUCCUCUUCCUCGCCACCUGGAGCUUUGGCGCACUGGCCGUGUGGCAGGGACACUUCUUGGACAUGAUCUUCAGCUGCCUCUACGGCGCCUGCUCCGUCACGCUGGGCCUCUUCCUGCUCAUCCAGCACUGCGCCAAGCGCGACGACGUCUGGCACCGCUGGUGGGCCUGCUGCCCGUCCCGUCGCCGCGCCGAUGCCCUGCCCAAAACCGACACCAACGGCGACGUUCGGGCGGAGGCCCGCUGCAUCGAGGGUUCGCCCUGCCCCUCCAAGGCCCUGCUGGCCCCCCACGUCCACACCCCCUCGGCCCACUGCAAGCUGAGCCACGGGGGCCCUUCCUGCUGCAUGGCGCUACGAAGCCAGCAGCUGCUAGAGGAGGAGGUCCGCCCGCUGGCCUCACCCGCCCCACCCCUGCAGAGCUGUCUGAAGGACAGGACUAAGCCGCGGCCCUACGGCAGGCCCCGCCCCGGCACGCUGCGGGACUACGCCUACCACAUGGCCUCGUCCAGCGUGGACAGCAGCGCGCACAGCUCCCGCCUGGACAGCCCGCACAGCGCGCACGAGGGACACGUCUGCCACGGCACCUUCCCGGGGGGUCACGCGUGCCGCAGCGAGCCGGAGGAACACGUGUGCCGCCACCGUCACGCCUGCUGCUCGGAAGCCGCGUGCCCGCAGGAGUGCGCCGGGGCCUACGGCUGCAGCGGCAAGGCAGCGGACGAAGACGUGCCUCUCCACCUGGAGAUGGACCCGUGCGGUCCCUCUCACUCCCUCCUGCAGGACCCCACCAAUCAGAACAGGGCCUUGCAGGAGGACUUCCUGUACGGCUCGGACAGUACAGGUAACAUACGGACUGGACCCUGGAAAAAUGAGACCACUGUGUAGCCCCUGGACUGUGACGCAUACACCAAGCUCCACGCCCCCCCGCCGAAAUCCCAUGAUCACUCUCAAAAUUCCCUGAAUGCCCGCCAGAGCCCAUGUACAUCUAAGCCUCCUUGCCACCCACAAGACCCCCCCCCCCCACUCCCACACACACACACACACUUUGGGUAAAGGCAGUCAAUAGAGGAUCAAUUUAAAUCCCUUUCUGGUCUGCAGUGAUAUUUCUAUUGUAUGAAAAUCAAUUAUAUAAUGUUUGUGUUCUUUCAGUAUUUGGCCACUGAUGGAAUCUUCUAGAAGUUUCCUUUUUUAAAUGCUUAAGAAAAGUAUAAUAGGCACAUACAAUACAACAAAGGAUUUCUUUUGUUUAAAGUAUUUUUCUAUAUUAAUAGAGAUCUCCUAAUGAGUGUGUGCUUGAAUGUGUGUGUAUUUGAGUUCCAUCAGUGACUGAGAUAUUUCAAGUGUUCUCUGGAGAGCAUGAAUCUAAGUUGUUUAAAAAAUGUAAUUAAAAAGAAGCUUAUGCAGUGGCGCCCAAAUGAUGUGCAAAAAAAAUCACUGCGCUUUUCCCUGGGGAAAUCCACACUGCUUCAGUUACACACUCAUAUACCCUCAGAAGUCCACACUGUUUCACUUACGCACUGAUACAACCUCAGAAAUCCACACUGCUUCAUUUACACACUCAUACACCCUCAUGAUUUCACACUACUUCAGUUACAUACUCAUACAACCUCAGAAAUCCACACUGCUUCAUUUACACACUCAUACACCCUCAUAAUUUCACACUGCUUCAGUUACACACUCGUGCAGCCUCAGAAACAUUCACUGCUUCAGUUACAGACCCAUGUGUCCUCAGCUAUCGAUCCACACUAACUCAGGUAUAGAUCCACUCUGACCCCUGACCUGCCACUGUCCUGAUAUUCACAGCGCUGCCGAUUUGCAAGUUGAUUGGAUGGAUUAAAGGGCCAGCAGCGAACCAUACAGGUUUUUACAUUGUAUAGCCAAACAUGUGACACCAGUCUCCUGUGUCUGUAGAAGAUGCUUAUUGGGGGCAGUUACAGUAUGAGUCACACCCACAGAUAGUAUGUCUCCGUUCAAACGUCCAUUAAAUCAAACUGAAUUGACUAGAUAUUCAGUUUAUGACAUCACAACAUUAAUGGAUUUGAGAGGCAGUUUGAGUCAAUCUAUUACAAAGAAUGAUGUUGGUAUACACUCACCGAGCACUUUAUUAGGAAAUUUUUACUUUAUUACACCUACUUAUUCACGUGAUUAUCUAAUCAGCCUAUUGUGUGGCAGUAGUGCAAUGCAUACAAUCGAGUAGAUACAGGUCAGGAGCUUCAGUUAGAAAAAAUUUGAUCUAAGUGACUCUGACUGUGGAAUGAUUGUUGGUGGCAGGUUUGAGUAUCUCAGAAACUGCUGAUCUCCUGGGAUUUUCACGCACACUAGUCUCUAGAAUUUGCAAAGAAUGGUGCAAAAAAAAAAAAAAUCUGUGGGCAGCAGUUCUGCAGACAGAAACGCUUUGUUAAUGAGAGACAUCAGAGGAGAAUGGCCAGACUGGUCAAAGCUUACAGGAACGCAAACAACCAUACAUAACAGUGGUAUGCAGAAGAGCAUCUCUGAAUAGGCUGUGGAUAGGCUACAGCAGUAGAAGUCUAAAAAAUAAGUCUAAUAAAUACCUAAUAAAGUGCUCACUGAGUAUAUUAAUUCUUUUUGCAAAAAGGUGCCAGUCAACAUAGUAUGUGUGUGUCUGUGUGUGCGUGUGUGUGUAUGUGUAUGUUGCCUAUCUUGAAAGUAAGUCUGCAGUGUCAUUUCUGUAAUAAAAUGAGAACAUCACAGAAGUCGUUUCCGCCCGCAAAGAUGACUUGUACAAUACCCCUGAGCAACCCCCCCCCCCCCAAAUUUCUCCAUUCCAACCUUAACCAUAACCAUAAAAUGAACACCCCCAACUCUAACCAUAACCUCCCUUACCCAAUCCUGUCACUGUAUCACUCCCGUACACCAUGUGUAUAUAAGGUAUACACAAUAUAGUGACCUACCCAACCCUACCAACCCUCCUCCAACCCGUUUUCUACUGUUUGCUUUUUCUUGCUUUUGGUUUGUUUACAUGACAUGUUUCUGCUCCCUUCAGAGAUUCGCUCCUGCUGUCCUAAUGCAAGAAUGUGCAGUUUUUAUAAUGCUGUCUCUGACUUUGGCAUGGUCUAGGAGCACGUCUGUUUAAGAAAAGCCUAUGAGUUGUGUGACGGGUGUGCGACUGUGAAAGAUUUGGUUCACUGUGUAAGGGCCGAGGCAGCUUUAGUUCUGUGUUUGUGUGCGAGCUGACUGCGCGGGUGAGUUGGGUAUGUCUGUGUGGGAGCUGUACGGCUGUGUAGGAGCGGUGCGAUUGUGUGCGAGUUGUGUAACUGAGUGAGUCAUGUAACAGUAUAAGAGUUCUGUAAUUGUGCAAGAGUGGUGUGACUGUUUCAGUUGCAUGGUUGUGUGGGUGCUGUAUCAGUGUAAGAGUUGUGUGGUUCUUGCUGGUAAAACAGCCAAUCUUUAACUGCUGAUGUAAUUGCUGACACCUGUCAGUAUUGGCCAGUGGUGCUGUAACUAAACCCAAAGCCACUUUUCACCUUUUUUUACAUCACCAGUUUCCAAUAAAUGUGUUUUAU